Guillardia theta CCMP2712 is the source of this 825-nucleotide messenger RNA. RefSeq lists its product as hypothetical. The transcript is spliced from 2 exons. Bases 1 to 825 code for a protein of 274 amino acids. NCBI's taxonomy places the organism in Eukaryota, Cryptophyceae, Pyrenomonadales, Geminigeraceae. The record is from RefSeq and is a predicted model, not a curated record.
AUGAAUUUUGUUUGGACACAGUGUGUUGAUAAGGAGACCCAACAGGAUAUAACACGCGGAGAGUAUCCGAACAAGAAGCGGAGGACUGCCUAUAAGAAGAACAGGAGGAAGUUUGACAAUCAGAUAUCAUUCUUGUUCAAGAUAGAUGAUGGAUACUAUCCAAAUGUCAAGGUAUUCCAGAAUGGGAAUAUACAGAUGACGGGAUCUAGAUCAUUUGAGGAUACAAUCCCAGCCGUGGAGGCAAUCUUGAGAGAGAUACAGAGCAUUGCAAUGAAGGAUAUACAGAUUAUAUCUAUUGAUUACAAGAAGAUAAAGUAUGAUAAUUUCAAGGUUAGGCUCAUUAAUACGGAUUUUAGGGUAUAUCAGGAUCCGGAAAUGACCGAGAGGUUCUAUUUGAAGCGUAAGGAGCUGCAUAGGCUUCUUAUUGAGAAGAAUGAGAUCAUUGCCUGGUUCAAUGCAAAUACCUAUCCUGGUGUUAAGAUUGAGUAUUGGUGGAACAAGGACAAUCCUGACAAUAAGGGAAAAAGAGAUCUAUCAAAGCCUGUCCCAACCAAGGGUGUGAUAAGCGAUAUAAAAAAGAUAACAAUUGCAGUGUUCGAGAGUGGGAGCAUACUCAUCACAGCAAGUGAUCCCGUGUGUGGUAUCGAUAUAAUCAUUUAUGCUGUUGUUUCCAGUUCUUGUAUAUCCGGGUAUUUGCCAGGGAACACUGAAGUGUUUCAUGUAUUCCUCGGCUUCAGGGGUGAUAUGCUUAGGAUAUUCAUUGGGAUCAACCUUGCCAACAUAAAUCCCACGCCCAUCAUCUGCUGGUGGUAUAUUUACAUCUGA